This is a messenger RNA of Amoebophrya sp. A120, 3417 nucleotides long. The record is from the annotation of a GenBank genome assembly. Lineage: Eukaryota; Dinophyceae; Syndiniales; Amoebophryaceae.
AAGAAGCAGAAACCGCAGGAGCUACUGGACCACAUAAUUUCCAUGUCCAUUCAUCGCUCGCGCUUCGCUAUUUUUGUCGUUCUCCUGUGCGGAGGACACAAGAUGAGGGAUUAGAGAAAGUGAGCAGUAUUUUCGAUGCCCACACGACCGUAUCUACAAUUUUUGCGCAAAGUACGUAGUUGUAGUCAGACGAUCAACCGAGGCAGGCAAUGUAAGUACCCUUGCUCUCUGACUGUGACGAGAAGAUAACGUGUUUCACUUUCGCGCCGCCGGCUAGUACGAUUCAUCGGUUCAAGUCGCGCAUCUGCAUUUCCACUUACGAUCCUGCGUCCCCUUCGCGGCAGAACCGCGGCACUGACUGUUCCUGCCUUUGGAACAAAGGAGCCUAGCCAGUACCUGUAAAUCUCGUCGCCAUCAGGAGCAGCUCCGUCUCCUUCGCUCGAGUGGUCCUAUGAGGACCUGAGAACUACCACCAGAGGCCCAUUCCCAUCCUGAUCUCCAUCAUGGCGCAACGCGAGUCGCGAAAAAAAUGCGCCAUGGAAGGGUGCUGCAAGGCGGCGGCAGCAGGCUCGACGUUUUGUCUAGACGAGCGACACAGGUAAGGCUAACGACUGUGAUCUUCUUUGCUCUGCAUGAUGAUGAUUGAAGGGCGCGUGAGAAUUAUUAAGCGAAGAGAAAUGUCAACUCGGCUUCACGAUGAAGAGGAAUGUUUCAAUCAAUAUGCACGUUCAAAUAUUCUGAUUACCUCCAAUGCGUGCGUUCCCAAUUAAUACGAAUACCAGGUUCAAAUGCGCUGUGGUUGGUUGCGACCAGCCCCAGCGGGUGCUGGUUACGGGCAAGAAAUACGGCAAGUACUGCGAGAAGCACAAAAACUACAAACCGCCCCCGACGAAGAAGACCACUGUGCCGGUUAAUACUAUUCCCGUGCAGAUGGACGUCGCAGCGGCAGCAGUUACUGAUGUACAACUACCUGUUGUAGCACGACAACAGCAGCACCAGCAGCCACCCGUAAAAUCCCUCCCGCCCCCUGCGGUAGUCGCAGCAGCGCAAAAAAAUCACGCUUCGUUUCCGUUUCCUGGAGGAGCGGGGGGACCAGCACGCGCCGUCCCGUCGAAGCAGGUGCGCAGCAAGCAGACCACCGGAGGAAAGAAACAGCAGUCGAAGCAAAUCCUUCAGGAGGAAGUGACUACCGGAAUUAUCACCGGCACAGGCGGUCAUAACAACUUCUCCAGCACGGAGGAGGUGAAUCAGCAAAGUGCAUUAGGAGCCGUUGGAAACAAUUCGAAGAAGCAAGAAAAUAACGGUGCGAAAAACUACAAGCGCGCUCGGAACAACAAGGCUAUUAAGGCCGCGCAGCUGGCGCCGAGUCAGCUGGAGUACGAAGAGGACGAGGAUAAUACCUCCGAGUUGGUGCAGCCGGUACCACCACAACACAAAGGCAAAGCUGCAAAUAAACAAGGCGCGAUGAAGAAGAAAAGCAGCAAAGAAUCUUCCACAGGAGCGGCUGUCAGAAACAAGAUGAAAGCAGUGUCGAAAGAGAGCUCCUGCUGCACAACUGGAACUACUGGUGCUGCUGUGAAUAAGAAGAAAAAGCCGUCUUCAAAACAAGCAGCUCCUGCAGAAGUCCUCGCUGUUGGCAAUAAUGGUGCUUCGUCCUCCAGCACCUCCCUCGCCGCAUCACCGGAACUCUCUACCACGAUGCAGCCACCGAUAGGGGGAUAUGCAAUACAACUUUCCCGUACAUGCAUAUAGACGCAUCACAAAUUUCACGAAUUUGGAGUGCAACACUUGUCAUGCUGAACUAGGAUCGAAGCCCAAUUUUGUCAUGCAGAGACAGCAUUUGUACGUGUACGGGAAAUUUCUUGUGGAUUUAGGAGCUGCGGUAAAAACAAUUAGCGGCUUCAACAAAACCACCUCCACCAGCACCACAGCUGCAUCUUCCAUGUCUAGCAAAAACCAAAAGCCGAAGUGCCGACAGCCGGGGUGCUACUUCCUCGCGGUGGACCCGUGUGGGGACUGCGGGUACUUAUCGAAGAAAGAAAAUGUGAGUGUAAGUGUAACUUCUUUGCAGAAACAGCAUCACAGAUUUGUUUUGCAUGACAGAGAAAACCUGUCAUGCGUAGGUAGUAUGCGAAAACACGUCUGAAAAUAGCCUGUGAUGCAUAUCCAGCAUGACAAGUUGUGUCAGUGUUUUGCAACAUCUGCAAGACAAAGUUACACUUGUUUUUUUUUCUUGCAUAGUACUGUGCCGAAAAGCACUACUGCUGGGGCGCGGUCCCGAACUGCUGGGUGCGGGUGAACCAAUUCGCCACCUUCUGCACCAGUUGCACGAUCCUGAACGCGGCCGAGAGGCAGAAAAUAAAGCAGCAGAAGAAGACGAGUAAGAGCAGCUCGUUUUUCAGUGGGCGGGAAGAGGACGAGUUCUGCGAGGCAGAGGAGGAAUCGUCGUCGUCUUUCUCCUUUCGGGCGGGCAUCACAUCCCCGGCGCCGAAGAAGCGACGGCUGAUUGUUUAAAGGCAAACUGAAACUUUGCUUUCGUUGGGCCUAGUACGCCUCAUGCGGCGAGAGGAACAAGACAUGGAUAGAAGGCAAUUAUGACUGCUCACAGUCGUCGGCGCCAGCACUGACUGGCUCUGUAUGGACAAAGUCGCUGUUUGUCAUCAAUCUACUAUUGAAUCGUGUCCUAUUGAUGUAUUCACUUUGCGAGCCUAGUACUUGUGACACAUUGUACUUCAUCAACUUUCAUCUCUAAAUCGCUAUCAACGGAGACUUUACCAAUGGUGGAAUCAACAGAAUCGUCGUUGUUGACACGUUCUUGUACGGCUUAGCUCACUUCCAUUAAAAUCGUUUUCAAUUUAUAGUUUUCAUCAGAACCAACUUUCUUGUAUCAAAUAUCGACACUACGACGACUUACUUUGUCUUCGACCUACGUUUACGUAAACGAGAUUUUCUCUACUCAGGAGUUCUCUAAGAACUUCAUCCGGUUCCCAGCUUGAGCUUUCUGCAAGCUAUAACUAGCAAGACUCAGCACAAUCACAAGUAUAUAAAAACACAAAUUACGCCACAGUGACGUAUAAAUAUCAAGGUCGUGCGGUCCAACGGCUACUACCUACGUACUACAGGUAGCCUUAGAGGACCCAUGACAAAUAAAAAAAAACAACCAUUUUCCGGUUUUUGUCGAGCUUCUUGAACACUCGCUGUACAACUUUCAGCGCAGUUGUGACAGACUUUUGCUUAUCUUUAUUUCGCUUUAUUGUAUGACAACCUGAAGCUGAAAAACAAAAAUCGUGCCCGCCAGACUGCUCGCCGAGCCCGAGCCCGAACGCAUCAUCGGAGUCGAUACGAAAGUGACUGGUACGUGUAUUAACCAUCUGCCAACAGCGGAGGUAAAAAGGAGCAGAUUCAUCACGGUUUUUU